Egretta garzetta (little egret) is the source of this 1521-nucleotide messenger RNA. RefSeq names its product dual specificity phosphatase 8 (gene DUSP8). Bases 1 to 1521 code for a protein of 506 amino acids. The transcript has 7 exons. Gene Ontology annotation, biological process: negative regulation of MAPK cascade; protein dephosphorylation. Gene Ontology annotation, molecular function: MAP kinase tyrosine/serine/threonine phosphatase activity; protein tyrosine/threonine phosphatase activity. The record is from RefSeq and is a predicted model, not a curated record. Gene Ontology annotation, cellular component: cytoplasm. Lineage: Eukaryota; Metazoa; Chordata; Aves; Pelecaniformes; Ardeidae.
AUGGCUGGGGACAGGCUCCCACGCAAGGUAAUGGAUCCAAAGAAGCUGGCCAGCCUCCUGAGGAACGGAGCGGAGGGCACCCUGGUCAUCGACAGCCGCUCCUUCGUGGAGUACAACUCCUGGCACGUCCUCAGCUCUGUCAAUAUCUGCUGCUCCAAGCUUGUCAAGAGGAGGCUGCAGCAGGACAAGGUCUCCAUCACGGAGCUCAUCCAGCCCACCUCCAAGAUGAAGGUGGAGGCAGAGGAGCACCAGGACGUGGUGGUCUAUGACCAGAGCACGCGGGACGUGACCGGCUUGGCUGCCGACAGCUUCCUUUCCAUCCUCCUGGGCAAACUGGACAGUUGUUUCCACAGCGUCUCCAUCCUCACAGGAGGCUUUGCCACCUUCUCAUCCUGCUUCCCAGGGCUCUGCGAGGGGAAGCCAGCUGCCAUCUUGCCGAUGAGCAUCUCCCAGCCAUGCUUGCCCGUGGCCAACGUCGGCCCCACACGCAUCCUGCCGCAUCUCUACCUGGGCUCCCAGAAAGAUGUCCUAAACAAGGACUUGAUGACACAGAAUGGGAUAAGCUAUGUCCUGAACGCCAGCAACUCCUGUCCCAAGCCAGACUUCAUCUGUGAUAGUCACUUCAUGCGCAUUCCUGUCAAUGACAACUACUGUGAGAAGCUGCUUCCCUGGCUGGACAAGUCCAUUGAAUUCAUUGACAAGGCCAAGGUGUCCAGCUGCCAGGUGAUUGUGCACUGCUUGGCCGGGAUCUCCCGAUCAGCCACCAUUGCCAUCGCCUACAUCAUGAAGACCAUGGGUAUGUCGUCAGAUGAUGCUUACAGGUUCGUUAAGGACCGUCGCCCAUCCAUCUCACCCAACUUCAACUUCCUGGGCCAGCUCCUGGAGUAUGAGAGGAGCCUGAAGCUCCUCAAGGCCCUGAAGUCAAAGGGUGACCGGGGUGAGGGGGACGCCCAGCAGGACCCAGCAGAGGUGGCUGAGGGCAGCCGGCACCCCCCACCACCUACCUCAGAGAAGGCCGAGGAGGUGCCAAGAAGCGCUGGCUCGGCAUCCCCCCACGGUGACACUGAGCGGCAAGGUGGGACCCCGAAGGUCCUGUCACCCACCACCCUGCAGCAGGGGCUCAACGGCUUGCACCUCUCCUCCGAGCGCAUCCAGGACACCAACCGCCUGAAACGCUCCUUCUCCCUGGACAUCAAGUCUGCCUACUCCCCCGGCCUGCGGCAGGACCCACCUGGACCCCCCGGCCCCGGGGACGCCCCCAAACUCUGCAAGCUAGACAGCCCCUCAGGCCCCGGUGGCCUUGGCCCCUUCAUCAGACUGAGGGACAAGGCACGGGCCGAGCCGCGGGAUGGGCGGCACAGCUGGCACGAGGAGGCCGGCGCCGAGAAGCAGUUCAAGCGGAGGAGCUGCCAGAUGGAGUUUGAGGAGACCAUGUCCGAGGGCAGGGCCCGGGAAGAGCUGGGCAAAAUCGGCAAACAAUCCAGCUUUUCGGGCAGCAUGGAGAUCAUCGAGGUAUCCUGA